UUGAUCUUGCCAAGCCGAUGGCUAGAGUUGUUGCUGCGGUCUUUACAAGGAGGAGUUUUCUUGUUUUUGUUUCAUUGUUCCUUGUUAUUUUGCUGAUUUCUUUCCGUUCACAGAUUUGUUUCAACAUUCAGGAAUUCAUUUUCUUUCAUAAAAUGGAAAAUUCAAACUGGGGACAGCUUAGUAAAUUUGAAAAAUUCGGAAGACCUGGAGACGAUGAAAUGAGUUUUGUACCAAUUGAUUAUGACUACCUGUCAGCAUUGGUAGGCGAUCGGUAUAAACAGUACACACAUGCCGCACACGGAAUUUAUGCAAGGGACGACACAGUUCUUUGGAACUUGUAUAAAGCUAGGGGUGCAGUGUUGAUGCAAGUACGCUUUGAUGGCCUUUUUGGAUUCCCGGGCGGCUUAGUUGAACCAGAAGAGAAUCCCGUUGACGGACUGAAUCGAGAAAUGGCUGAGGAGAUUGGUCUCGAUCUCAGCAGUCACAAGUUCACUUGGGAUCAUCAUGUGCAAUCUUUUUUCCAUGCCGAUAAACAACUUGUACUGCACUUCUUUGUAAUGGAGAUCACCAUGGAUCAAUUUCAUACUAUAGAAAUGAAGAUAUUGCCUGAAUAUGGUGUAGAGGUAUUUGGCAUUGUACGUGUGCCUCUGUUCACCAUGGGAGAUGGAGUUCGUGGAUUUCCAGCCUUUCUAUCAGGUCAUUUUGCAGGCAGCGCUCGACAGGAACUCAUUCUGGGGCUUAGGCAUGUUAAGCUUCUGUCAGAAGAUGAACUGAAUGCUGCAAUAGUCAGUUCUAAUAAAUUUCUGUCCCAGAUGAUAGUUAAAAAGUAGUUGGUAGUUCAGAUAGCAUAUGGUUGACACAUUGUUUCCUAUUUUCAGAAUAUUUUGUUCUACGAUGCUGAGAAAACCUGCCUAUAUUUCAAGCUAAUGCUUGGUAGUUAUGAUCUGUUUUCAACCUGCUCAGUUAUUGCUAAAUGCUUGUUAAACACGGGGCGUUCUUUUGGUGUCAGAUUCACUGCCUGUUCAUAGCUUAGUAAUUCUUGUUGUGUGAAUGUGGGAUGAGCAUGUAAAUUAAGGAUGCAUGGCAUGCUUGCCAGUAACAUAUGUUGUGGCCCCAACUCUUCAUAGCUUUGAUGUCAUGUAUGAAAUUGUCCUGCAUGCAAAUGGUGAAGAGAACAAUGGCUUAUAGAUUGAAGAGUAACUGAUCGGUUUCUUUCCAUCAUAUGUACAUUGUUUUCUUUUUGAUAGGUAGACAAUCUGGGAGCAAUUUGUUUAUAUGAGGGAUUCAAAGAUGGCAAGACUGAAAGAUAUCUUUCUGGUAAUAUUUUUUACCAUCAUUUGUUUAUUUGUGGUCUGUACAGUAGUGAUCUCAUUAAACAGUAUUUGAGAGGGACAAGUAAGCCAGAGGUUCAAAGGUUUUUAAUACUACAUUUUUAAUUGUAAUAAACUUGUACAUGUUCAUCAUAGUUCUUGAAAAUAUUUCAUGACCUAUUAAAAAGCCAAAAACAUGAUCGAUACAUUUUAUCCCUGAACCAUACAGAUAAUUUUAUCACAGCAUCAAAGUAAUAAGGAUUCUAGUUAUUUGUGAAUGUGAUAAAGGCUACCUUAAAAGCAAAGAUACAUAGUUCAUUACAUCAAAUUAAAAAAAAAAAUACCUUUCAAGUUUUUUAAAAUUUACUUUUCACUGUUGACAAUUGCAAAAACAAAAAACUCUAAAUAAAUCUGGGGAAAAAUGUU
Messenger RNA from Pomacea canaliculata, 1736 nucleotides. Its product is annotated as U8 snoRNA-decapping enzyme-like. Gene Ontology annotation, molecular function: phosphodiesterase decapping endonuclease activity; snoRNA binding. The record is from RefSeq and is a predicted model, not a curated record. Lineage: Eukaryota; Metazoa; Mollusca; Gastropoda; Architaenioglossa; Ampullariidae. Gene Ontology annotation, biological process: sno(s)RNA catabolic process; mRNA catabolic process. Gene Ontology annotation, cellular component: nucleus.